AUGAUGGUUCCAUACUGCCCUCGCGUUGGUCGACGAUAUCCAGCACUCAUCUUUCUCCAGCUUUCGAUUUGCUUUUCUCUGGCCUGCAUCGUGCAAUCCUCAGGUUCUGAUCGGCCAGGCUCAUCUGAAUCCAAAUGGACCUAUGAACCUCAACCUGCCUAUCUACUCACUGAAACCAAUGGUGUCGUUGCUAGUGACGAGAUUCGGUGCUCUACAAUUGGUAUCAAUGUCUUGAAAGAUAACGGCACCGCAACUGAUGCAGCCAUAGCUACCGCGCUUUGUCUUGGUACUGUUAACUCUUUCUCAUCCGGCAUUGGCGGGGGCGGGUUCAUGAUCAUUAAACCGCCAGCUGGAUGUAAGCAGACAUCAACCAAGCCUUGUUCAGCUCAAACACCAAUUGCUAUCAACUUCAGAGAGACUAUGCCCGAUGGAAAUUUCUUCGCAGCGAGUACCCUCAAGAACUCUUCGGUCAGUGGGGUCGGCGGUCCAUCGAUCUCGAUACCUGGCGAAUUGGCUGGUUUCGAUGCGGCUUAUCGACGGUUUGGGGGUGGGGUGAGUUGGAAGAGGAUCUUCCAACCUUCGAUCGAUCUCGCCAAAAACUUCACAGUUGGUUUCGCUCUGGCGUCCAAGAUUUCUAUCCCAGACAUAGAAUCUUGGAUGGAAUCCAAACCAGAAUGGCAGACGGUCUUUCAGCCCAACCAUCAACCCGCCCAAUCAGGUGACUGGAUCCAAAGACCCCACUACGCAAGGACGCUCGAGAUCAUAGCCGAACAAGGCAUUCAUCCGUUCUAUCACGGCGAAAUCGCCGAGCAGCUCGUCGAGACGAUCAACCGCGAAGGCGGUAGAGUGGAUUUGAAAGACUUCCAAUCAUAUCAACCUGUGAUCGAACAGGCCAUCAACACAACCUAUCAUGGAUACAACGUCUGGACCACCGGGGCGCCUUCAUCGGGCGGGAUCCUACUACAUAUCUUGAACAUCCUCGAGCGUUAUUCUCUACACCAUCAUCCUCGGGACGCAUUGUCCGAACACCGGUUUGCCGAAUCACUCAAGUUUGCCGCGGCAGCUCGAACCGAAUUGGGAGACCCCAAAUUCCUGAACUCGACCCAUUUGGCGCGACUCGAACAGAUCAGAUCGAAAGCCUACGGCCUAGAGACCUCGCUGAAGAUCGACGACAACCGAACUUACGACUAUUCGCACUACAACCCCAAGUAUGAUAACGUUGAGGAUCACGGGACAACUCAUCUGAGCGUCAUAGAUCGCUUCGGUUCCGUCGUCUCACUCACCUCGACCAUUAACCUCUACUUCGGGUCCAACGUCAUGGACCCUGUCAAUGGAAUUAUUCUCAACGACCAGAAUGAUGACUUCGGCGUUCAAGGCCGUUCAAACGCCUUUAACUUGUUAUCCUCCCCAUUUAAUCAUCCCGUCACCGGUAAACGACCCCUCAGCUCGGCGGCCCCCACCAUCGUUGAUUACCUACAUCCUCAGCCUAACAAAAAGGAUGACGAACCGCAGCUCGAAAAUCAGCCACCCGAGUUCUUUUGUGCGCUUGGGGCCAGUGGUGGUAGUCGUAUCUAUGGCGCUGUCGCUGGCACUUUCCUGAAAUUACUCUGGGGAUAUGACAUUUCGCAUGCCAUUGAAGAUCCGCGACUGCACCACCAACUUCUCCCGAAUGAGGCUUCUAUUGAAAAGACUUAUCGAGCUGAUUUCUUGGACGGUUUGAAGUCGAGAGGACACAAGAUCGCGAUGAUUGAAUUCUCCAAGAUGGCAUCAAUCGUCAAUGGGAUCCACAAACGGAUCUCCGAUAAUGUCUUGUUCGGAUCAUCUGACAGUCGCAAGGGCGGCGUCCCUGCCGCUUACUAA
Puccinia triticina is the source of this 1860-nucleotide messenger RNA. RefSeq lists its product as uncharacterized. Gene Ontology annotation, cellular component: fungal-type vacuole; plasma membrane. The coding region runs from base 1 to 1860 and encodes 619 amino acids. Gene Ontology annotation, biological process: glutathione catabolic process. Gene Ontology annotation, molecular function: glutathione gamma-glutamate hydrolase. The transcript has 5 exons. NCBI's taxonomy places the organism in Eukaryota, Fungi, Basidiomycota, Pucciniomycetes, Pucciniales, Pucciniaceae. The record is from RefSeq and is a predicted model, not a curated record.